AGGUGAUGCAAUGCCUGAAGAAUUCAUUUUGCCAGGGUUCCCACAACAGAGCACAGGAGACGACGAAGCUUUCCCUGGCCUGCCGGAGGAGGAAAACCAAGUCCCGGGAGGAGCGGAAAUGAGUGAUUUCGCUCGAGAGGAAAAGGAAAACGUCUUUGCUGUUGGACGACGAGGAGACCUUCCGCUCACGAGUCGCCAGAGCCAUCUCGCUUUCCCCGUCAGCCAGCAGGGGAAUCUGCAAAGAAAAAUUCCUCCUUUGGUACAGCAAGCGAAGGCCACACCGCCUGCGAACCAACAAAGAAAUGCUCCCCUGCAAGGGCAUCAACAAAGAAACAUUCUGUUGCAAGUAAACCAGCAAAGAAAUGUUCCAUCGCAGGUGAACCAACAAAGAAACGUACCUGCGCGAAUGAACCCCCAAAGAAACAUUCCUGUCCAAAUAAACCAAAAUAGAAACAUUCCUGGACAAGUAAACUCUCAAAGAAACAUUCCUGCGCAAAUAAACCAACAUAGAAACACUCCUGGACAAAUAAAAUCUCAAAGAAACAUUCCAUCGCAAAGAAACAUUCCAUCGCAAAUAAACGCUCAAAGAAACGACAAUAUCCCAGUGUUAACGUCCUUGUUCCCGACAUCUCGUAAUGUAACUACGCCUGAGAGUAAUGUGCUCCUCAUUACAGCUGUGCCGAGGUGCGGUACUGUGACCCUGGGUGCAUUGUUACGCAGGUUGUCCUCCGAGAACAAGUUCCUCCUCGAGACGCCCCACGACGACGUCAAACCUUGGAUGACGAACGGGGAAAAGCAGUCCCUCCUGCAGCGCCUUCGGGGCCUGUCGAAGGAGGCUCCUGUGGCUUACUUGCGACAUGUUCUCUUCUUCGACGCUGCCAGAAUCGGUAUUUUGAAGCCAAACUGGAUGGCCAUUGUGAGAGAUCCAGUAGAGAGAAUAAUCAGUCAGUUUUACUACUUGAGGAAGAUGUCAACAGACAGCUAUGUCAAGUCGCUGGAUCUGAACUACUGCGUGAGAACAAAGAAUCCCCUGUGCUUUUACAAGGCAGGAAGCACGAAGAUGCUACAACUUUCCUUCUUCUGUGGUCACAGUAAGAAGUGUAUGGAAGUGGGGGACCGACGAGCCCUGCAGAUGGCCAAGUACCACGCCGAGAUGUUCUACAGCGUGGUGGGCGUGUUGGAGGACAUGGGCGCCACCUACAGGGUCCUCCGACACUACCUGCCGAGGUUCUUUCAGCGGAGUUUCAGGAUGGAUAUCGUAACAGAGAACCAGCGCUACAACGCCCACGAGACGCCUCGCACGCCCACGGUCCUCAACGCCACGAAGGCCCUCAUGAAGUCUUUCCUGAAGGAGGAUUACGAGCUCUAUCACUUCCUUCGUCAGAGAUUGCACCUUCAGGAGAAGACGUUGUAGGAUCUCCUUUUUUACCUGAAGUUUUUUUCUUUUAUUUUAGUUUAGUUUUUAUCUUUUGU
Penaeus monodon (black tiger shrimp) is the source of this 1473-nucleotide messenger RNA. RefSeq names its product heparan sulfate 2-O-sulfotransferase 1-like. The transcript is spliced from 6 exons. The record is from RefSeq and is a predicted model, not a curated record. Gene Ontology annotation, cellular component: membrane. The coding region runs from base 11 to 1414 and encodes 467 amino acids. Lineage: Eukaryota; Metazoa; Arthropoda; Malacostraca; Decapoda; Penaeidae. Gene Ontology annotation, molecular function: sulfotransferase activity.